Messenger RNA from Cajanus cajan (pigeon pea), 1118 nucleotides. RefSeq names its product protein TIFY 3. Lineage: Eukaryota; Viridiplantae; Streptophyta; Magnoliopsida; Fabales; Fabaceae. Gene Ontology annotation, cellular component: nucleus. Gene Ontology annotation, biological process: regulation of defense response; regulation of jasmonic acid mediated signaling pathway; response to wounding. The record is from RefSeq and is a predicted model, not a curated record.
GUGAGAGACGCACAAAACCAGAAAAGAAGCGGAAUAAAAAAUACAAAAUAGAAACACAAAAAACACAUGUUCCAUUAAAAUAAAGUCGGCAACGAUCGCUGAUUGGCCACUUACAGGGCACAGGAAUCUUCAUAGCUUUUCUCGGAGAGUGGAAAUUUCCCUGACUCGUUUCCCCAAAUUUUUACCCUUUCGCAAAUCCUUCUCUUCCCUGUUUCCAUCUCUUGUUUUCUCCUAACAAUGGCCGGUGGCGUCACUGUCAAGUCCGAGGUCUUAGGUCUAGAAUCUUCUCCUCCUGAAGGACUUUCUUCCAACACCGAGGAUGUCUCACCCAACAAGUCAUCUGGACUCAAUGCAGUGAUUCCUAGUUCAAACCAGCUUACCAUCUUCUAUAAUGGGAGUGUUUGUGUCUAUGAUGGAAUCCCUGCAGAAAAGGUGCAUGAAAUAAUGCUUAUUGCUGCUGCUGCUGCCAAGUCUACUGAAAUGAAGAAGAUUGCGGCGCAAUCUACCCUCAUUUCACCCGUUCCCUCAAGGCCUUCUUCUCCACAUGGAAUCACUAAUAAUAUUGCUUCCUCACAGAAUACUUCCAUCUGCAGGCUGCAAGAUGAAUUUCCAAUAGCACGCAGACAUUCACUUCAAAGGUUUCUUGAGAAGCGGCGAGACAGGCUGGGUAGCAAAGCUCCUUAUCCAUCCUCAUCAACUACAAAAGUGGCUGACAACAUAGAGAACAACUUCUGUGCUGACAAUGCACCAGAAUUGAAUUCCUUGAUUCGAUCAGAGGAGGAAUUUCAGCCAACUGUUUCUGCCUCUGGAGCGUAGCUAUGUUUGUUCUAUUUUAUGUGGUGUGAUAGUGUGGAAGACCAUGAGUGUGCAUGUAGUAGAAUCACAGAAACUGAUAUAAUUGUAUUAGGUUCUGAAGUCUGUAACUGUGUUUUUUAUAUGUAAAAUAGCUACUGAACCAGAAAUGGUCUGUAACAGUGUGACUUGAAUGUUGCGUGUAUCUGUGCGCGUCUAGGAAGUAUGCUUUUGUGUUCUGAUCACACUAUAUUACUGUUUUAUCUGUAUGUGACUAUGUGAACAACUGAUUAUUCAUUGGGCUGAUGUUCCAACUUCUAUCCUUA